AUGGCGCCUACCGAGACGAUCCCGAGGGAAGACACGGCCCUGCUGCCAGGAUCUGGACAGGAUGGCAAAUAUCCUGAGUAUUCAGUCUCACUUGAAUCGCAACUCCUGAGCGAAUCAGAGCUAGUCAUCUACACCACAAUGGUCUUCAAUUCGCCAUAUCCACCUUUGGACAUACCAAAGACAAACCUCCUCUCAUACCUGUUUCCCAAAGAAACAAAACCAUCUGAUGAACCCAUAUGGAUCGACUGUAAAGAUGAAAACAUCAACCUCUCGACAAAACAGAUGCUGCAAUGGGUAAAGAGAGUUGGAUUCGGCCUCCAAAAGCUCGGUCUCCAACGUGGAGAUGUGGUCAUGAUGUGCACACCGAACCAAAUUUUUGUGCCGGUGGCAUACCUUGGUAUCGUGUCUGUAGGCUGCGUAUUCAGCGGCGCCAACCCAGCGUACACAGUGCCUGCCAAGGUUGUACUCGUCCACCCAAAUCAUCUAGAGCAGGUCCUGGAAGCUGCCGGCAAGUCCAACCUACCCCGUUCUAGGGUAUUUCAGUUUUCCGAAUUCGAAAAUCAGAUCAAGUACGGCAUUUUGGACUGGAGACAGAUGAUUGGCACUUCAGCACACGCAGAGUCUUACCAAUGGCCAGAGUUGAGCGCGGAAGAGUCAACUAGCACUGUUGCAACCAUCAACUACUCAUCAGGCACUACCGGCCUUCCUAAGGGGGUUUGCGUAUCACAUCACAAUCUGAUCGCCAAUCUCGAGCAGACAAUCUUCAUGAGAUAUGCGGAAAAGCCUUACUCCUUUGAGAACCGGCCGCGGGAGCGGUGGAUCGGCUUCUUGCCCCUCUAUCACGCCUACGGCCAGCUCUACGUCGUCCUCAUGGCGAUGAAGUUGAACAUUCCGACGUACAUCAUGAAAGAGUUCCGGUACGAGGAAUUCCUCUUUGCCAUCGGCAAGUACAAGAUCACCAACCUGCAAGUCGCGCCCCCGAUCCUUGUCAUGUUAUCGAAGCGCCCGGAGACGGCCCGCUACGACUUGUCGAGCGUCAAGGAUAUGCUCUGCGGAGCGGCACCGUUGUCGCGGGAGCUACAGAAUGAGUGCCAGAGGAGGUUCUCGGUGCAGAUCAACCAGGGUUGGGGGAUGACGGAAGUGACUUGCGGGGGGGUCAUGGUGCCUGGUGGCAUCAAGGAUGAUAAUGGCAGUGUGGGAAGGCUGUUUCCCAAUUGUGAUUGUAAGCUGGUGGAUGAGGAGGGGAGAGAGGUUGGCUUUGGCGAACCGGGCGAGUUGUGUAUCAGGGGCCCCAACAUUUGUCUCGGAUACUGGCGCAACGAAGUUGCCACCAAAGAGGCGUUGGUGAACGGCUGGCUCAAGACGGGUGAUAUCGCCAUCUGCAACGAAGAUGGCUAUUUCUGGAUUGUGGACCGUAAGAAGGAGCUUAUCAAAGUCAACGCCCUUCAAGUUGCGCCCGCAGAAUUAGAGGCCGUCCUGCUCGAAAACGAACACGUAGCAGACGCAGCUGUUGUUGGAAUAAUCAUUGAGGGUAAUGAGUGGCCAAGAGCUUAUAUAGCUCUCCAAGACGCCUCAAGAGAGAAGGUCAAGCCAGAAGAUAUCCAAGAAUGGAUCAAGCCGAGGGUUGCCAAGCACAAGGCACUCGUCGGCGGUGUGGUCUUCGUUAACGAGGUUCCUAAGCUUGCGAGCGGCAAGAUUCAGAGGAAAGUGAUGCGCGAAUGGUCCAAGAGAGACGCAGCGGCGUUGGAGGAAACUGCGAGGAGUCCGAGAUCAAGGGCUCGCUACUGCCAGAACCCACAAAUUCGGGAGACAGAGACAGAGCAAGGCUUCCUUCAGCUCCUAUUCACAGAGAAAGAUACCGCCGCAUCAUCUGUGUCGGCGCCGGUGUUUCUGGCCCCCUAUAAGCUCCAACGACACUUCUCCAAGCAUGCGCUUCAGUGUUAUGAGAAGAGCCCCUCGGUACCUGGGACAUGGUUUGAGAACGGGUAUCCCGGAUACCUGGAAUGGUCUGCCGCGUACCCUCCGGCUCCCAAGAUUCUGGAAUACUUUGAGAACUUUGCCAAGAAAAACUCGCUGUACCAGUACAUCGAGCUCCAACACCAUGUCAUCGGCGCCUACUGGAACUCGGAGGACGGGGGCUACGACAUACACGUCCAAGACACAUCCACCAGUGAAACAAUCGUCGACCACUGCGACAUCCUCAUUAACGCAGGCGGCGUCCUCAAUAACUGGAACUCAGGCAUCGAAGUUCUGCCCUCAAUUCGCGAGAAGUGUAAGCGGGCGACGAACUUCGUACGCAGACCGACGUGGGUGUCUCCCGCCCAAGGUCUCGAACAGCAUCUAUUCAGUUCCGCGGAGGAGAAAGAAUUCGCUGAGAAGCCAGGGGCCCUCAUCGAGUAUCGCAAGAACAAAGAGUCUGAUCUGAAUAGCCAAUUUGGAAUAUACAACAAGAUCAACGAGAACACGCGCGCAUACUUCCUCCAGCAGAUGAAGGAGAAGCUCAACAACCCUUCCCUCGAAUCGAAGCUCAUAACGUAG
Colletotrichum orchidophilum is the source of this 2538-nucleotide messenger RNA. Its product is annotated as 4-coumarate-CoA ligase 2. NCBI's taxonomy places the organism in Eukaryota, Fungi, Ascomycota, Sordariomycetes, Glomerellales, Glomerellaceae. The transcript has 8 exons. The coding region runs from base 1 to 2538 and encodes 845 amino acids. Gene Ontology annotation, molecular function: CoA-ligase activity. The record is from RefSeq and is a predicted model, not a curated record. Gene Ontology annotation, biological process: secondary metabolic process.